AUGGACGAUGAAAUAAGAGUUGGAUUCCAAGUUAUAGGUUUCUAUGUAUUUUUUAUAACCACAAUAGUUUUAGAAAAAUAUACCUCAAACUCUAUUAAUUUUCAUUUUAUUUUCCCCUAUGAAAAAGAUUUUGAAAGAAACAAGUUUUUAUAUAAAAAAGCAGAAUGCUUAACUAUUUGUAACUUAAAAGAAGACCCAUUUGAAAUUUUGCUUUCAUUAAAUAAAAAAUCUAAAAUAAAAACCUAUAAACCUGUAAUUAUAGAAGGUUAUACUGGUUCAGAAUUAAGUUGUAUAACAACAGCUAAAAAGAAAGGAAAUUUCCCUCCAGAAAUUGUAGAUAAAUUCAAAUUGGAUAAAUUAACCGAUAGAAGAAUUAAAAUAAACAAAUUAGCAAGUGUUGGAAGAAAAGAAAAUGAUAAGGGUAGUUCAAUUACCCAUUCAAGUAUUUCAAUAUUUACACACAGAUUUAGGGAGGGUAUGGAUAUAGAUAAUAUCAUGCACCACUCUUUAAAUAUAAAUUAUAAUAGUACCGAGUCACACAUAGUUUUAAAGAAAUAUAAUGAAAAUUCUUUUGUGUUGGCUCUAAAAGAUAAUGGUGACAAGGAAGAAGAGAUUUUAAUAGACAGUUUAUACUCAGUACUAAAUGGAAAUCAAUAUAAUUAUAUAUAA
Messenger RNA from Dictyostelium purpureum, 669 nucleotides. RefSeq lists its product as uncharacterized. NCBI's taxonomy places the organism in Eukaryota, Evosea, Eumycetozoa, Dictyosteliales, Dictyosteliaceae. The coding region runs from base 1 to 669 and encodes 222 amino acids. The transcript has 4 exons. The record is from RefSeq and is a predicted model, not a curated record.